GCACACGUCACUUGCGUAACCCGUAUCAUCAUAUUGUCAUUAAAUUAUUACUACUAUACACUGCUCUACGUCACGUGCUUGCCGAAUGAUCUGACCGUGAAAAACUUACGAUCAUACCACGGGUUAAACUUUGAAUUAAAUUAUAAUUUGUCGUGGAUCAUACCUUGUUUUUAAAAUACCUUGUACAUAUAUAUAAUAUAUAACUUCUCAACAUCGUGAUCCGUGGAAUAUACAUAAAUUCCCAUGUUAAAUGCGUUCCGAUGAAUAGGUUCAUAGAUGGCGUUGCGUCACGCGUGUACGGUAAGCACAGAUUUCUACAUGGUUUCCAAAGUCUGUGACUGGUAGCGUACAAUUUUUUUGCCUUGUGGCAGUCCCCCUGGCUCCUACCCGCCCCAGCCAAACCAGAGUUCUGGUAAUAUUCUUUGAUCUAUGGUACGUGCAGCAUCUCGACGAAUACAGCAUACCAGAAGUUGUAACCUGUAAUAAUAAUAGUUACCGCUCUUGUGAUUUUUUUUGUUAUCAGCAAAUCGCAACAUUUGAAUUUUGAAUUUUUUUUCGUUGAUUGUUCUCAAGAAGUUUAAACCGAUCUAUUCGUCAGAACAUCAUUGAUAAUCGCUGCGCAAAACCCUAUAUUGUUUAUCGUAUCCAAACGACGGAACUGCGAAAUGGAACCUAUGGCUCUAGGAUCACCGUCACACGACAGUCCACAAAAACCUACCUAUCUUCCUGGAUACUUGAUGGGCGAACGUGCUCAAUCGCCGAUCGGUAAUGUUUCCAUUAGCACCAUGUCUCCGUUACGUGCAAAUCGUAGCCACACCCCGGAUGUACACACUACGUUUUUAAUGCGCAAUUUUCAUCAUGAACUAAGCGAUAAGCCAUCUUCCACUCCUAUCUCAAAUAGAGUCAAUGAUGAACCAACAAAAGCUCCAACAGUUGAUUUAUUUGAUGCGAUAAAUACUUCGGACUAUAGUGAAAAGCAGUGUAAUAAUAAAGAAAAUAAACAAUUUUAUUCUGAUAAAAACAAUCUGGUUGAACAACCAAAAGCUGUUCCGGGAUGUUGGAUCACAGUUUUUGGCUUUUCAAAUUCGAAUAAAGAUGAAAUAUUAUCUAAAUUUAAACACAUGGUGUCUUGUUGUGAUGUGAGACAAGCUGGGCCAAAUUGGGCACACAUAUGUUUUAGUGAUCCUACAGAUUAUCAUCGUGCUCUAUUAUUUCAUGGCCAAGUAACCAAUAAUGGAGCUAUGAUUGGAGUUAUUCCAUGUAAUGAUAAGACAAUUUUAAAUGAAAAUAUUAGCCCUAUCGAUUCACAUCCUGGUCCAAGUACUGACAUUUUAUCAAAAUCGCUGCGUUCACCAAUUUUAGGUCAACAAUUUUCCAGUCCAAAUGAUUCAAUCUCUAAAAGAAAUAAUAUCAGACCAAUGUCUAUAAAACCUAUACCUAUCCAAGGAAAAAAUAACUCUCCUUCAGCUACAACUUCAAAUGGUAUUGUUACAAAAACUUUGGAUUAUUUGUUUGGUUGGUAGGUAAGAAAUUUAAAUAUGCAUAAGACGAAAUCAUUAGUGAUUUUCAAACCAUUGUUUAUAUUUUAUUAUUUUAAUACAUUUUUUUUUGAAAUCAAUUGUUUAGUUAUUAGUAAAUAAAAUUCUAAUUGGUUAUUGGAAUUUCAAACUGAUGUAAGUCCUUUGAUUAUAUUAUAAUAAAUAUCCAAACCUCUGAUAAA
Metopolophium dirhodum (rose-grain aphid) is the source of this 1720-nucleotide messenger RNA. Its product is annotated as nucleoporin NUP35-like. Gene Ontology annotation, molecular function: phospholipid binding; structural constituent of nuclear pore; single-stranded DNA binding. The record is from RefSeq and is a predicted model, not a curated record. Gene Ontology annotation, cellular component: nuclear pore central transport channel; nuclear pore nuclear basket; nuclear membrane. The coding region runs from base 666 to 1523 and encodes 285 amino acids. Gene Ontology annotation, biological process: NLS-bearing protein import into nucleus; nuclear pore organization; regulation of DNA-templated transcription. The transcript is spliced from 6 exons. Lineage: Eukaryota; Metazoa; Arthropoda; Insecta; Hemiptera; Aphididae.